GGGACCGAUGCACCUCAAGGCCAGGUGCCACAGCCGGGGGAGGCAGCAGCAGCGGCGGAGGGCCAGGAGCAGGAGCUGGGGGAGGCAGCAGUAGUGGCGGAGGGCCAGGAGCAGGAGCCGGGGGAGGCAGCAGCGGCGGCGGAGGGCCGGGGGCAGGAGCCGGGGGAGGCAGCAGCGGCGGUGCAAGGUGGGGAGCAGCAGCCGCAGGACGUAGCAGCGGCUAUUGGCGAGAGGUUCCAGCAGCAGCUGGCAGAACCUAGGGGUCGGCCCUCGCAUGCACCAGCCCCUCGCCCUCUGCUCGGCCGGCUUCGCAGGUUGUUCAUGGGCAGCAGUGCUGAGGCAGAUGCAGCCCAAGCCGCAAGGAGGCCACAAGGAGCGGACGGCUUUCAUGGGCAGCCUAGCAGUACGGCAAGUGGGAUGGGACCCAACCCCCAAUCGGCAGCAGGAGGCAGCAGCUUGGAAGGAGGCUUUGGUGAUCUGGCGGGAGGCGAUGGUGGCUUGGACGCUGGUGCUAGGAGGCAGCAAGAGCUUGGAGCAGCAAGCGGCCAGGGUGAUGCAAACAUGGAUGGUAGCAUGCACGGGGGGUACGGCGCAUACAAUGCAUAUCAUGAGGGUGGUGACGGCGAGUUUGCGGAUGCAGAGGAUGGCCAGGGCCCGUUGAGGGGCAUGGGCGACGAUGAGGGGGGUGAGGAGGACGAGGAGGGUCGAGGGGGUGGCUACGGUACGAGGGGCGGCCGCCGGAGCUAUGCCAGGAGGCAGAGAGCGGUAGAAGGUGAAUGGGAGGACUUGGGGCAGGAAACACCAGAGGAGGGCGGGUGGGAGGAGGAGGAUGAAUCCGAAGAGUCCGAUCCCGAGGAGGAGGGGGAGGAGGAGUGGGACGAGGAGGCAGACCGACGGCCGAAGCGGCAGGGAAGGCAAGGCGGCCACUGAAGGGAAUCGUUUGGGGUAUGGGGUAGGCGACUAGCAGGAGUAGGUACAUUUAAGCAUUUAGCACCUGGUUAUGAGGUUUCCUAAGAUGCGGGUUCGUGUUACUUUAGAUCAUUAUGUUAAUGUGUGGGCAUAGAAGACCAUGUCUCAGCAAGGGGGUUCUGUUUUGUGUGAUGUCUGACUCAAGUCGUACUAAGGGUAUUGUACGUUGUACUAUGAACGCUUAGAAGGACGAGUGCAAGUGCACGUCCUGUGGGGCUCAGACCUGGCCUUCCCUACCCAGGGUAUCUGUUUGUGGCUAAAGACAAGGCCUUUGUAACAGUAAUCCGUGC
Molecule: messenger RNA, 1259 nt
Organism: Astrephomene gubernaculifera
Lineage: Eukaryota; Viridiplantae; Chlorophyta; Chlorophyceae; Chlamydomonadales; Astrephomenaceae
Source: the annotation of a GenBank genome assembly